AUGAACUUGUCGUAUUCGUUGUUCAGAGGAGCUUCCAUCCAAUUAGACGCAAUCGACCUGGAUCUUCAUCACGCCUCGACCAAGAUCGCAUCGCUCGCCUCUGUAAAGAAUGUGUGGCCCGUCCGUUACUUUGAGCAUCUAGCCAAUGGUAAAGGUUCAUCUGGAAACAGCAAUAUCGGCAAAUUGAACCAUCUAUCUAAGCAUUUCGCAAGGACAACGGCAGACAAUGAUACUGUCGGGUAUGCGCCUCACGUUUUAACCCAAGUUGACAAACUCCACGCAGAAGGGUUUACCGGUAAAGGCAUCCGCGUCGGCCUCGUCGACUCAGGAGUUGAUUACAACCACCCUGUCCUAGGAGGCUGCUUCGGCGAAGGUUGCAUCAUCAGCUAUGGAAAGGACCUAAUCGGCGACGACUUCAACGGCACAAACACGCCUGUCCCCGAUCCUUAUCCUCAAGAUUGCCUCGGCCACGGAACACAUGUCUCUGGCAUCAUCGCCGCUCAGGAGAACUACCUGGGCUUUAUCGGUGCUGCAUAUGGCGCAAACUUGGGCAUGUACAAGGCGCUGAAUUGCGCUGGCGUAUCUUCCAACGACGUGCUGAUUGCCGCUUUCAACGAGGCGUACGAAGACGGGUCGGACAUAAUCUCGCUUUCUGUCGGCAUCAUCUCUGGCUGGAAAGAGGAUCCUCUGGCAAUCGCCGUCUCACGGAUAAUUGACGCGGGUGUUCCUUGUGUCAUUGCAAACGGCAACAAUGGCCCUUUCGUCUUCAGCUCGGCGACUCCCGCGGAUGGCAAAGGGGUCAUGGCAGUGGCAUCUAUAGAAAAUACCAUGACGCCUUUGCUGGGGACUGAAGGCUUCACCAGCUUAGACAGCUCUUCCGAAAAUCUGACUUCCUUUGUCUGGAUUCCUGGAACUCCAGCAUUUCCCAACAUUACUUUACCGCUAUGGGUUGUUACGCCGAAUACGACGGCAUAUGGCACCUGGAAUGCUUGCAGUCCUCUCAACGAGAAUGCACCAGCAGAUCUCAGCGACAAACUUGUUCUCGUGGAGCUGAGCGACUGCAGUGACCCUGAUAUUGCCAACAGUCUUUUGAAGAACAAUGCAAAGUACAUCAUGUUCUACAGCUCUGACGAUGACCUCUCAAACCUCUACAGCGUCAGCACUACCCCAGAGACUCUCGGCUCCGGCAUGGUCCCCCGGCAGCAAGCCCUGGUAUGGCGAGACCUAUUGGGAGACGGUACGGAAGUGUAUGCGACAAUGAUUGAGCCUCAAUCUGCCGGCACUGCUGCCGCAUUCUUUCCAAACGACUCGAAUGGCGGCUGCGUUGAUGAGUUUUCAAGCUGGGGCCCAACAUGGGAGGCAGACCUGAACCCACGCAUCUCGACACCGGGAGGCUCAAUCCUUUCCACUUAUCCGUUGUGGAUGGGAGGUUACUACGUCGACUCUGGGACGUCCAUGGCUGCACCUCUCAUGGCUUCGAUAUACGCCUUGAUCAUGGAGGCAAGAUCCAUUAAAGACCCCAAAACCCUGAUGGGCCUGGUCUCGUCUACGGCAAAUCAAAGGAAAUACGUUGACUAUAACACUGGCAUCUUCUAUGAAGGGUUGGCUCCCGUGGCGCAACAGGGUGCUGGUUUAGCUCAGGCAUAUGAUGCAGUUCACGCAACCACGACCCUCAGCGUGUCAAGCAUCUCUCUGAACGAUACAAACCAUUUGGUGAACAGCACGGAUUUCACAAUCACCAAUGGAGCCAAACAAGCAGUGACUUACUCCGUCGGCCACGUACCGACUUUGUCUAGAGAAGCUUACAAGACUGGCCAGUCUACGCUGGGAAGGUCUACAACUCCUAGCAAUGCUACAGCAACUCUCACCUUUUCGGAGACAAAAGUCACAGUUCCAGCAGGAGGGUCCGCUAAGAUUACCAUCGAAGUAACUCCUCCGCAAGGACUCAACUCAUCAAAUCUCCCCGUCUACGGAGGGUACAUCACUCUGAGUGGUUCCAACGGCGAGAACUUGGUUCUCCCUUACCUCGGAGUUGCUGGAAGUCUCAAGAAUGCUCGGAGUAUAGACCCAGGCUACAGCUUCAUCUAUCAUACCACCGGCCGCUUCCCACAAGAAGCACCCGACAACGACACGUGGACGAUACCAUAUCCUACAGUCGGCAGCAAGCCUUCUACAUCGUCAACUAUUGACUACCCAGCGCUUGGUGUUGAGGCGGAUGCCGGCAUCCCGUUGCUAAGAGCAGACAUCAUUCCCUUAGGUGCUACGCCAGCAAAGACCACCAACAUUCUGGGAGUCGAUGUCGCUGGUAGCCUGCAUGGCUACCCAGUGAGAUGGCUCAACACAAACAUCAACCAGGUCGCGUUCAAUGGGGUAACGCAAGAAGGGACAAUUCUGCCAGAAGGCAACUAUGCGGUGUUGCUGCGAGCGCUGAAGAUCUUUGGAGACGAGGAGAACCCGGGUGACUACUUUACGAAACAGACUGGUUCAUUCAACAUCAAGUAUGCGUCUUCAACAACAUAG
This is a messenger RNA of Trichoderma reesei QM6a, 2520 nucleotides long. RefSeq lists its product as uncharacterized. Gene Ontology annotation, biological process: proteolysis. Lineage: Eukaryota; Fungi; Ascomycota; Sordariomycetes; Hypocreales; Hypocreaceae. The record is from RefSeq and is a predicted model, not a curated record. The transcript is spliced from 2 exons. The coding region runs from base 1 to 2520 and encodes 839 amino acids. Gene Ontology annotation, cellular component: cell wall; cytosol; membrane. Gene Ontology annotation, molecular function: tripeptidyl-peptidase activity; serine-type endopeptidase activity.